This is a messenger RNA of Geosmithia morbida, 780 nucleotides long. RefSeq names its product 14-3-3 protein epsilon. Lineage: Eukaryota; Fungi; Ascomycota; Sordariomycetes; Hypocreales; Bionectriaceae. Gene Ontology annotation, biological process: signal transduction. Bases 1 to 780 code for a protein of 259 amino acids. The transcript is spliced from 5 exons. The record is from RefSeq and is a predicted model, not a curated record. Gene Ontology annotation, cellular component: cytoplasm.
AUGGGUCAAGAGGAUGCUGUCUACCUGGCCAAGCUCGCCGAGCAGGCUGAGCGUUACGAGGAGAUGGUCGAGAACAUGAAGAUCGUCGCCUCCGAGGACCGUGAUCUGAGCGUCGAGGAGCGCAACCUCCUGUCUGUUGCCUACAAGAACGUCAUCGGUGCCCGCCGUGCGUCCUGGAGGAUCGUCACCUCCAUUGAGCAGAAGGAGGAGACCAAGGGCAACUCGUCCCAGGUUCCCCUUAUCAAGGAGUACCGUCAGAAGAUUGAGAACGAGCUCGCCAAGAUCUGCGACGACAUCCUCGAGGUCCUCGACCAGCAUCUGAUCCCCUCGGCCAAGUCUGGCGAGUCCAAGGUCUUCUACCACAAGAUGAAGGGUGACUACCACCGCUACCUCGCCGAGUUCGCCAUGGGAGACCGCCGCAAGGACUCCGCCGACAAGUCGCUCGAGGCCUACAAGGCUGCCACUGAAAUUGCCCAGACCGACCUGCCCCCCACCCACCCCAUCCGUCUCGGUCUUGCCCUGAACUUCUCCGUCUUCUACUAUGAGAUCCUCAAUGCCCCCGACCAGGCUUGCCACCUGGCCAAGCAGGCUUUUGACGAUGCCAUUGCCGAGCUCGACACUCUCAGCGAGGAGAGCUACAAGGACUCGACUCUCAUCAUGCAGCUUCUCCGUGACAACCUCACCCUGUGGACUUCGUCCGAGGCCGACAACUCUGGUGCUCAGGCCGAGGCUCCUAAGGAGGAGGCCCCCGCCGCCGAGGAGCCCAAGGCUGCCGAGUAA